UAUUUGAAGAAAUAUAUAUAGUAUAUGUUAUGUGUAUGUAUGUUGUAACAUAAAAAGAAACACAAUCAAGAAUGGCGAGGACAAGUAGCCAGGCCUCAGUGCCGAUGAACUUGUUCGCAACAUGGGACAUUGAUCGGUCAUCGGCAAACUGCAUACCAAGAAUCUGCAACAUGACCAUUUGUAAACUGAAAGUAACCAAAGAAUUAGACAAAGACAUGCAGUCCGUGUUCAUUGCUGUUAAAAUGCAGGGACAAAAAAGAGUUUUUCGUUCGAAUGAAAUCUUUCUUGAGAAUGGAGGUUUGGUCAACGCCGAUCUGGAACUCAUGUUCUCACUUCAGUACCCACAUUUCGUGAAACGUGAUGAAAACAGGCUCCAGUUAAUGUUGCAAAGAAAAAAGAGAUACAAGAACCGCGCAAUGUUGGGGUACAAGACCUUAGCUGUGGGAAGAGUGGAUAUGGCUCAGAUUAUCCAGUAUCCUAUCUGCCAUAACUCGAACUUGGAUUUGUUUGCGGCUGGUAAAGAUCAGAAUGUGACAGUGGCCGCUCAUAUUACCCUCUCCUGCAUGACCAGCGUACCUAUAGAUGCCGACAUUGAGACUGAACGUAAUGGAAAGCAUGGUGGGGCAGAUCGCUCCCCGGAUGUUGACAAUUACUCUGAGGACGAGGAAGAAAUGUAUUCGUCGGAUCCCGACCUUGGAAGCGACAACCCUCAGGAAUUCGCAGACGACGAGGCUCGAGCUCAGAAACAAAAGAAUCGUCAAAAACUAAGAAUGUCCUCUUCGUCAAGGCAACAAAACUUCAUCAAAACAAAAGUUGCAGCUCUGAUUCGAAGAUUCAAACAAGUGGCGGACGAGGGAUUAGAACCAGACCUGGGACCGGAUCCCGACAGUAACCCAGCCGAUCCGGUUGAUUACGAUUUUCUUUAUGAUGAAAUAGAAGACUUCAACUUGAGUGACAGCUGUCCCGAGAUCGAAGAUAACAUUAGUAUCGUGUCGACUCCGAAACCUAAAUUAAGGCCUUUCUUUGACCGAAUAUCCCACUCGAGCUCCCAGACAGAAAUCAGUAGUUUACGCGAUCAAGGGGGGCUGGAACAGGCGAGGGAGCCAACCGAUGAAAACUUCUUCAACAAUCUCGACAAUGACGACAACCAAGCCGCUGAUUCGUCCUCGAUUGACGGAGCCGGUGUGUUUGGGGAAUCCCCUGAAUGGAGCAAGCCUUCCCACAAUGCAAUAAAUGAAGGAAGUAGUCAACCAUUGUCGGGCCACACCAGCCACCCCUCCUCUGCACCAAGCUCCCCUAAGUCGGAUCAUAUGAAACAUCCAUCACAAGAUCACAUGAAACCAUCACAUGAUAAACCAUGGAGAAGAUCAUCUUCAUUGAAGGUGAAACCGGAUAAGAUGGAAUUGCCGAUCAUCCCGUUCGACCCGGACACGUUCCUUGGCACGGACGACGACAAACUUCCCGAUUCACUCAUGCUCAUCGACGGGAACGAUCGCCACGGUAGAACGAUUGCUACUAUGAUGUCAUCAUCGGGUAUUGCCCAACCAACCGUAACACGCAACCUCGCUGACUUGCAAACCGUGUUUACCAAGCUGGUGUUAAAGCUUCAGAAAUUCGUAAACAGCAACUCUGCCUCACCCUCCCCCAUCAAGGUCGGGGUCAUAGGUCGUGAACUCUACCUCGCUUACGUCUUGCGUUACUUCGUUGAGCAGUUAUCAGGGAAAUCCCCGGAUUGGCAAUCGUUUCUCGUUUUCUACGUCGUACCACUAGGUUCCCACCGUCUAGCCCGCCACAUGGGGUCACUAGAUGCUCGUUACGGUUCGCUCUUUACUGACCCCUUAUGGAGGGAAAAUGUGGAUAAACUUGAUGGGACGAAUACAACGGAGAGUGGUUGUGAUGCCAUAGUCACUCGUAUAAUGGAAUAUAUGGACGAAGCAUCCAAUGUUUUGCCGCUAACCAUCGCAGAAGCGAUGCUCACGUUCAGACAAACCGGGGAAGAAGGUUCUUCACAAAAGUUUAUCCCGUUUAUUUCGGAAAUACGGGUAGGGGAAAACGACCUGAUGUCAUCGUGCGACUCCGACAAGGAGGAAGGCGGAGUCGUCACUGCGGCCACGGCACCGUCAACCUCCCAAGCGCCAGUAAAUGUUACAUCCCCUCCUGCCUCACCGUCAGUACCAGCACCAUCCAUCGCUAUAAGUUCUACCACCACUACCAGCAGUAGUGGGCCACUGGAAGUUAAACUUGGGCUACAGGUUGAUUACUGGAAAGAAAAAGACAACAACAAAAACAGCUUAAAGACAAACUUUCGUUCGUUCCACGUCAGCUGCCUCCCGCUAGCUGGUGAUCGAGCUGUACAAUCGGGACUUAUACUCGAUGUUGUUACUAAAGGGAAAAAAAUGAUAAUGAGGUUGCCGGGAAAGAAAGGCAAAGAAAAGGAAGCUGAAUCGAAAUCCCAAGCCGUCGGGAGUAUUAAUAGGUUGAUCUGCACGUCUAAACAUCAAAACAGUUUACUAAGAGUGCAAGUUGAUGGGGUUGAAUGGAGGGACAUCAAGUUUUUCCAGCUAUCCUCACAUUGGUCCAGUCAUGUCAAUGCCUUUCCUGUGGCUUCUUUUAGUUCUAUGUCGUAAUUUAUGUGCAAUUUGUUUUAUGUCAAUCAUUUAUUUAUAACACUAAACCAUUUAAUAUUAUUGCUUACAAUUGGAAUGCCUCCACUCUAGUAUACACAGUUAGACAAUAAGUAUGAUAUAUAUAUUUCAAGCAAAAUGAUUUUACAACAAAGAC
This is a messenger RNA of Ciona intestinalis (vase tunicate), 2781 nucleotides long. The record is from RefSeq and is a predicted model, not a curated record. Lineage: Eukaryota; Metazoa; Chordata; Ascidiacea; Phlebobranchia; Cionidae.